This is a messenger RNA of Sclerotinia borealis F-4128, 1680 nucleotides long. The record is from the annotation of a GenBank genome assembly. NCBI's taxonomy places the organism in Eukaryota, Fungi, Ascomycota, Leotiomycetes, Helotiales, Sclerotiniaceae.
AUGGUUUUCGCUGGUCGAUUGCAGUUGAAGUUCAGAGUUUGGCUUCUUGUCGUUUUUGCCAGACUUGUAUCAGCUGGAUGUAGUGCUCCUCCCAUUCCUAUACGCAUUGGAAACGUGACACUGUCGACAGGAGAAACAGCUCGAGGUUUAGAUUUAUCCGUUGGCAACCCGGAACAACACUUUGCCUUUCUACCUCAAUGGCCACUCAAUAAUUCCUUCAUUUAUGGAACCGAUGGGUUCUGUGGUUCCAGCUGGUCUACCGCGGCUUGUACGACAUUUCGUGGUGGUUCAUAUAAUCAAUUUGCAUCCAAAAGCCGCGGAGUCCCUGCCACCAAUUCCUACCCCUCAGACGCCUCUCCAUAUCCGCAAAUGAAUAUGGUAUCGGAAAACAUAACACUGAGUUCAAACAUGAGUGUUUUAGAAUUCCCAAUCGGAAUUGCCAAAGCAGAUUGGGCGGAACAGGGUUAUUAUCCACAGAUGGCCAUGGGACUUGGUGCGAACUCCACGAUCCUCAAUACCCUUUACUCAUCAGGACAAAUUGCAUCUCGGACGUGGUCCAUGUUUUGGGGUCGAACUGGCGCAACGGCAGCAACUCAACUAGAUGGCGGUUUUAUCUUUGGGGGUUAUGAUCGUGCAAAGGUUACUGGAGCAAAUUAUACUCGCACCCUCACUUACUCCAGGACAGCGUGUUCCUCUGGAAUGCUUGUCACAAUCACGAACUUGGUGCUUAAUUUUCCAAACGGAACCGAUGCUAGUAUGUUCGGUGGAAUUGAAUCCGACGCUAUUCAAGCAUGCAUUGAGCCAAGCUAUCCAGUUUUAUUGACACUUCCCACUAAUCCUUAUUUUAUCAAUUUCGAGCAGCUCACCAACGGAGACUUAAUCGAUAGAUCGUUUGGGACAUACUAUUAUGGCAUGCUCUAUGGUCAAGAUACAACACCGUAUACCGGCGAUUUGACUAUCGAGCUAGAUUCUGGAAUAUCCGUCCGCAUACCUAAUGAUCAACUUGUGGUUCCUAACCUCACAGUCGACCACACUUCAGGCGCCAUGAUUGCAAACGCGUCACAACCCGAACUUGUCCUCAAUGCAAUUCAAGCAGGGAAUUCCAACGAUCUUCCGCAUCUAGGGCGUCAGUUCCUCACCGCCGCUUACCUGAUGCUCAACCAAGAUGCAAUGACAUUCACACUCUGGCAAGCCAAUCCUACCGAAAAUGAGGAUCUUGUGGCUGUUGAUGUCAGGAAUAAUGCUAUGAACGAUUUCUGCAAUUCACCUUCUACACCGAAUAAUAAUAGUGCCAACGGUGAAUCGGGAAAUUCGAGUAGCACUUCGUCAUCUUCCACCCCGGCCAACACUUCGACCACAAAUAAUAAAAAAUCCGGAACUUUGUCGACAGGGAUUCUUAUAGGUGUGGCAGUUGGAUCUGUCGCCGUGAUUGCAUUUAUCGCAGGAAUCGCCGCUUGGUGUAUUUUGCGAAGGAGGAGAAAUAAGGUUGCCGCUGCUGCUGCAAUUGCUGCCAAUGUGUCCGAGAAACAUCGAACCGGAUAUUCACAAAGUCAUCAGGAUCAGAUCCGGAUUCCCCAUUAUAUUCCGCAAGAAUUGCAUGCUAAAACAGUCCCUGUCGUCGCAUGGCAUGAAUUGCAUGCUAGAGCAGUUCCCGCCACCCAACCCCAAGAAUUGCCUUGA